UAUUUAUUUGUAAAAUUUAAAUAUCUAAGUAUGUAUAAAAAUGGAUUCACUUUAAUUAAUUCACUUAUUAAACGUAAUUUAGAAAGAAGAGGUCUUCUAAAGCCAGUUACUAGCUAACAGUAAAACGGAUUUGCAUUCAUUAUCAGUCGCAGAAGCGCGGAAUCAUUGGUCAGACGUGUUAACAUUUUUAGGUUAUGUUUACGUAUUCGUUUUAUGUUCGAACUUUGCAACAUUUUUAAUCUUAGUGACUAUUUAAAAAGUUUAUCAACAUAAAACAUUAAAUAAUAAAGUGAAUGGACAUGAAAUUAUAACGUUGUAUCGUCUUUCAGCAGUGCAAUAGGCAAUAAAUUGGGAACAAUGAAGCGGUAAGUUUUAUCAGUGAACACAACCGUUGAGUGUUAUAAAUCAUACAAACAAUAGUGAGUUGAAGUGUUGAUUGUGAUAUAAACAGAUAUUUCAGUUGAACGCGCGUACUGUCGCACUGUGCUUGUAAACACUGCACCGCGGGAAUUAAGCAAAAUGAACGGCAAAGACGAGGAUAUACCAAUUACUAAAAUUACGGACAGUGACCGGGUUCAACAAUUGAACAAUGCAUUCAAGGAAGAAUUUGGAUAUUCUCCCGCGUUUAUUGUGAAGGUACCGGGUCGCGUAAAUAUUAUUGGCGAACAUAUUGAUUAUUGCGGCUACCCUGUAUUACCGAUGGCUUUGGAACAAGCUAUAUUAGUCGCUGUAGGCUUAACUGAAGAACUUGAAUUACAACUUAGAAAUGUCAACAAGACAUAUUGUAAAUACAACACAAAGUUAAAUACAUUUGAAGAUAUUACUAUCCAACCUGACGCCGACGGAAAACCGUUUUGGUACAACUACGUGCUCUGCGGAGUUAAAGGCGCCAUGGAAUUCUUGAAAAAUAAAAUAACAAAUGGAUUACAAAUUUAUAUUGAUGGAAAUAUCCCACCAGCUUCAGGAUUGUCCAGUUCUUCAGCAUUGGUGAGCGCUUCGUUCCUCUCCUUUCUUCAUGCUCAAAAUGUUAGUUUGAGUAAAACUGAAUUAGCAGCCUUGUGUGCGGAAAGUGAAAGAUAUAUUGGAACUCAAGGUGGAGGAAUGGAUCAGGCGAUAGCGUUCCUAGCCGAAAAAUAUUGUGCCCAAUACAUAACUUGGAACCCGCUUAAAGCAACGCCUAUAGCUCUUCCUGAAGACGCAGUUUUUGUUGUGGCGCACAGUUUAGCUGAAGCUAAUAAAGCUGCUACGAAUGAUUUUAACAUUCGUGUAAUGGAAUGUAGGCUGUCUGCAAAAAUUUUAGCUGCAUGUACUGGAAUUACUUGUGAUAAUAAAAUUAUCACUCUCAGCCAAGUGCAACAAACUCUUGAUAACACAUUGGAAGAUAUGGUUCGACUCGUGGAUGAGUAUUUACCGAAAGAUAUUUACACGAAAGAUGAAAUCUGCAGUAUUUUAGAAACCAGCGAAGAAGACUUAGAUCAUUCAAUCCUUUCUCCCAAUACGAGACAUUUGAAAGAGUUCAAAUUAAGACAACGAGCGCUUCAUGUCUAUGAAGAGGCAACGAGGGUUGAGAAUUUCAGAAAAAUUUGCUCUCAAGUAGCAGUAAAGGAAAAAAAUAAUCUAGUAAAUGGAACUAACGGCUGCAUCGCUCCAGGAAAGAGCGCUAAACCUGACGAUAUUUUAGAAGUAUUGGGGAAUUUAAUGUCAGGAAGUCAUGAGAGUUUGAGGAAACUUUAUGAGUGUUCUCAUAAGAACUUAGAUCUUUUAGUCGACACAUCCAAAGAAGUAGGUGUUCACGCUAGGUUAACAGGAGCAGGCUGGGGAGGGUGUGUUGUAGCUCUAUGCCCUAUGGAGAAAGUUGAUAUGUAUGUCGAGACUCUUGUAAAUGAAUUCUAUGUAAAACAUUGUAAUGUAGAUAAGGUUACCGCACGUUCACACGUAUUUGCAACAACACCGUGCCAUGGCGCCGUGAUAUACACACAUUAAAUUUCUUUACUUUGUUACCAUAAUCGUUUGGACCGUUAUGUAUAGUACUCGGCAGUAAAUAUCACACGUUUGCUGUAUAAACAGCCACAUAUAUAAUUAAGUUCGGCUUCGUAUGAUUCGGCUUUAUAAUUUACAUCUAUGAGACGUUCUGUUUCUGGCUUGCCAAUUCCUUUUCUCUAUUUCGAUAUAUUAUAUACUGCCCAGUACUAAUAUUACCUAUACUCGUAUAUUGUACGCAUAAUUUAUCGAUUUCCCGAUUGCUUUUCCUCUAAUUCGAUGUGUAUUAUUUACUGCUGAUUACUGUAUUUCAUUAUUCAAAUAUUAUACUUUACGCCUUAUUUAUUGAUUUGCCGAUGGCUCCACAGGUAAAUUUAUUUACGAUUAUUUACUUACAACUUAGGUACCUAUAGGUAUUCUCUAGUAUCUAGCAUAUAAACCGAAUGUGAAAUUAAAUUGCGUUUUCUAAAGACAUAAGAUUGAAAGGCAUUUAUAAAUCAACAAAACUACAUUCAAAAGCAUUGUAUUUAUAAACCUUUGUCUCACAAAGGCAAACAAUUGCAAACCGUGACAAUACAUUCCUCGGAAAUCCUUAACAUGGCCAUACAGUCAAUGUGAAAUCUGACAAUGAUUAUAAUUACUGCCUCGGUGGCGUAGUUAUAUUACGGUAUCGUCGCAGUGCUGAUGUCCGAGGUUCGACCCCGAGUCAAGCAAAGCGAUAUUGGGUUUUUCUACUCAGUAUCAGUCCGGAGACUGAAAUUUGUACCCGAUAGGCUCGCCUCCUAUCACAUUUUGGGACGGAAUACACACAGCGCAAAUAAGGUACACCAGUUACACCUCUGCCUACUCCUUCGGGGAUAAAAGGUGUUUGCGUGCGUGAUUAUAAUUACCUACAACAUAAAAAAAAAUAGUUUAGGUGUAUUCUGUAUUCUAUGUAAUUCCUAUCUAAGUACCUACGUUUUACAAAAUCUUCAAAUAAAUUGCUGAUAUUGAUUAUACAAGUGGCUAACCGGUUUCGCAAACUUAAGAUUUUUGUAACAUAUCUUCUUUAGAAACUAAAUCGAAAUUGCAAAUUGGCCUUAUAUCGCAACAAAUUUUUUGUACCUUCAUUAAAAAAUCUUGUAACACCUUUUCUUCUGGAAUUCAAUGUCCCUAUAACCCAGGCUCAAUGCGUGCCCUUGUCCUUGGUCUCUUUUUCUUUUUGUAAUCCAGGUAAGUAAAUUAAAAAUAGAAUGCAAGUUAUUAUUUAAUUCCAACGGAUGCGUGUGUCAUCCGUCGUCAAACUAGUUUGUAGCGACAUUGAAAAUGUUAUUUUCAACUUUAACUUCAUUGGAUAGAACCCAAAAUCUGUUGUCAAGAGCAUACAAGCCCCAAUACUCAUACUCGGACAUAGUCGGGUAGCGAUUAAAUUAUAUAAGAAAAAUGCAAAUAAGCCGCACUAAGUGGUUUCCGGCAUUCUGCACUGACCCUUACAGUUUUGGCAAAUAAUCAUACUGAGCCUGUAUAAUGUAUGUUCGCUAUUGUUUUUAUGGUUGAUUGAAAUAAUGGGUGCUAAACUUAAACGCUAGUCAAUCUUGUCACAAUUAGUUCAAUUUUCAAUAAACGAUCUUAAUCUUAAUCUCCAUUGAAAAUAAGUAAUUUGAAAGUGUAAAGUGUUCUAAUUGGUCCAUUUUCACGAUUGAUCUAAAUAAUAAUAAUUAAGAUCGUUUAUUGAAAAUUGCGUUUAAUCGACUUUAUAAAACAAUAUAGUGAACUUCUUAUGGAAUUAACAAAUACUAUGUAUAAUAUUAAGUAAAUACGUAUAAUGUAGACCUAAGUAUCUAUUAUAAUUAUUUUACGGGGCAGUAUAGGUGACCAUAAUAUUAUGUACCGAUCUAUUGGACGUAGGUACAAUCCCAGAUCAUACGGAAAUGUAAGGAAAGAACUGGGAGUAAGUUCACUAACUAGGUGCAUUUAUAUAGAGGGGAACUUAUAUACUUAACUUGGGAUUCAAAAUUACUAUUUUAUGUAAAAAAAAAAUGUACGUAUCUACUUUAUGAAAUAAAACGAAUUAAAUAA
Molecule: messenger RNA, 4038 nt
Organism: Manduca sexta (tobacco hornworm)
Lineage: Eukaryota; Metazoa; Arthropoda; Insecta; Lepidoptera; Sphingidae
Gene: Galk
Product: N-acetylgalactosamine kinase
Exons: 1
Coding region: 520-1983 (487 amino acids)
Biological process (GO): carbohydrate phosphorylation; galactose metabolic process
Cellular component (GO): cytosol; cytoplasm
Molecular function (GO): galactokinase activity; ATP binding
Source: RefSeq, a predicted model, not a curated record